Trichomycterus rosablanca is the source of this 3313-nucleotide messenger RNA. RefSeq names its product nuclear receptor subfamily 2, group F, member 6b (gene nr2f6b). Gene Ontology annotation, molecular function: nuclear receptor activity; RNA polymerase II cis-regulatory region sequence-specific DNA binding; zinc ion binding. The transcript has 4 exons. NCBI's taxonomy places the organism in Eukaryota, Metazoa, Chordata, Actinopteri, Siluriformes, Trichomycteridae. Gene Ontology annotation, biological process: negative regulation of transcription by RNA polymerase II; anatomical structure development; cell differentiation. The record is from RefSeq and is a predicted model, not a curated record. Bases 1168 to 2382 code for a protein of 404 amino acids.
ACAGGGGCGAGCUGAAACCCUGGAGCUGCGACUGUUGGAUGGGCAAGUGCUGACAAAACAACGCAAGCGAGGGCGACUCCAGAGACCGGAGAGACACAGACACACACGCCUGCAGAUCUAGGAUCCCUAGUUGUUUUUAGAGACCUUGCUUUCUUCCUCAACGUUCUCAUGCUCCUUUUUCUGGAACCAGAGCUAGACUGAACGUGGGGACGGGAAGAUCUGGUGCUGCUUUACUCAACAGGAAAAAAGGGGUUGUGUUUAUAGAUUUAUAUGUAAGGGAGGAGAGGAGACUUCCUUGAACUUUGAUCCUUUGAAGGGAGUGCAGAAACCGAACUGUUUAUCAUUAGCAUUCUUUCCUUGUUUUCCUCUUGCUCGGUAGUUUGAAUGUAAAGAUUUGUUAGGACUAGCUUAAAAAACAGGACAGUUCGUAAAAGAUCUGGACAGAUGUUUAUCUUUUGGGAGAAAUGUGAAGUGAACUAUGCGCCCGGGAGCAAAGAGUAACAGAAGAACGUAGAGUUUAUGGUUAAAAGGUCUGUUCUUUUGUUUGCUAAUUACAGUUUUUCUUUAAGCCUGGAACAGAAUCUGUCAGCUCUGCAGAACAGAAUUUUGAGCAUACACCAAAAACUGGUUUGACUUGUUAGUGACCUGUGGGAAGGGCAACUGUCUUAUGCAUGCGUGCUUAAGCAACACAGUGUUUUUAAAGCUUCUUGGCUGGUAUGAGGCAUUUCGGUUAGUCCUGAAAGGCGCUUUACUUUUGCCCCAGUUUCAUGUUCGAGCUGUGUUCUUAGUCAAAGAGCUGCACAUGUUCUUUUUUUUGAGUAAUUUAUAGUUUCCUGUAAAAGAGCAGCUUUUUUGCUAUGUUUCUCACUCUUAGCGGUGCACUGAAUCACUUCGCUGGCCAACCAGUGUGCACCCGGAGGACCCAGAAGACUUUCAAUAACUGAGUUUUAAAACCAGCAGGACUACAAAUCGAUCAUUGGGUCUGAACUAGUUCAGGCUCAUUUUUGACUGUCUUUGAGGACCUCAAUUGAUCGGUUUACUUCCAUCCCUGCACGCUCAAGAAGAUCUGGGUUGAUGCGUGCAGCCUGAUCUCACAAACGCUCUCAGGCGAAGUCUGAAUACUCGGUGCUGGGUGGAUUCCGGGAAGCUCUGGUGGUUUACACAGCGAUGGCCAUGGUGGGUGGGGGAUGGGGCAACCCUAACGGAAGCACCAAUGGCCUGGGCGAGAAGGGCUACCUGCGGGGGGAGGAGGACGAGAGCUCCCCUCAGGCUGGGAACAGCGAUGCCGAGGGGGGAGAGGAUGACAAGGCCUGCGUGGUGGACUGUGUUGUAUGUGGAGACAAGUCCAGCGGGAAGCAUUACGGCGUCUUCACCUGCGAGGGAUGCAAGAGCUUCUUCAAGAGGAGCAUCCGACGCAACCUUAACUACACUUGCAGAUCAAAUCGGGAAUGUCAGAUCGAUCAGCAUCAUCGCAACCAGUGUCAAUACUGCCGCCUGAAAAAAUGCUUUCGUGUUGGCAUGAGAAAAGAAGCAGUUCAGCGUGGACGAAUUCCUCCAUCGCACUCAGGAAUCAGCCCGACCUCCAUGGCUUCAGCAGGUGCAGGAGGGGCAGGUGGACCAGGCAUGGGCGGUGAGUUUUUCAAUGGUCAGCCAGCCCCCGAGCUCAUCUCACAGCUCCUGAGAGCCGAACCCUACCCCAACAGUCGCUACGGUGCUCAGUGUGGCCAGCAGUUGACCGGAGGCCACAGCUCCGUCAUGGGCAUCGACAGCAUUUGUGAGCUGGCCGCCCGACUCCUGUUCAGCACCAUCGAGUGGGCUCGGAACAUUCCCUUCUUUCCCGACCUGCCCGUCUCGGAGCAGGUGGCGCUGUUGCGUCUCAGUUGGAGCGAACUGUUUAUUCUGAACGCAGCGCAAUCCGCCCUGCCACUGCACAUGGCCCCUCUGCUGGCCGCCGCUGGCUUUCACGCUUCACCCAUGUCCGCUGAACGCGUCGUCUCCUUCAUGGACCAGGUGCGUGUCUUCCAGGACCAGGUGGAUAAACUCACAAGACUGCAGGUGGAUUCAGCCGAGUACAGCUGCCUCAAAGCCAUAGCCCUGUUCUCACCAGACGCAUGUGGACUGACAGACCCGGCCCACGUGGAGAGCCUGCAGGAAAAGGCACAGGUGGCCCUGACCGAAUACGAGCGCAUGCAGUAUCCGACUCAGCCACAACGUUUCGGACGCCUUCUUCUCCGUCUGCCCUCGCUAAGAGCCGUCCCCGCAAACCUCAUCUCUCAGCUGUUCUUCAUGCGUCUGGUCGGCAAGACGCCCAUCGAGACACUCAUCCGAGACAUGCAGCUCUCCGGGAGCUCGAUCAGCUGGCCGUACGUGCCCGGACAGUAGUAGAAGUAACCGCCCCGAGAUGCCUAUCAGCAUCUUAAACUUCGACCAUGUUUCAUAAGCGUGUUGGCUUAUAGAAUUGUUAUGUGAAUUUCUGUUAGCUGCUCUGAGAGCCUUCAUGUUCAUGUGUUGCAGAGUCGUACUGCUCAUUAGUGUACGUGGUGAAGGACAGCCAAAGGUCAAUAUGUCGUCACAUGUCCUUAUGCAGAUUAAUUGAGUUGCUCAUUUUCAGGAUACCUCAGGUUUUUUACAUACAGUAAAUAGCAAAACUCACAGUAGUGAUUCUAAUGAACAGAUAUGAGAACAAUGACAGAUAAUUGACAGGAAACGAUGACAGGAAGAAUUGUAGGAUUUUGAUAAAAGGAAGAAUGGUACAUCUUAUACAUGGCUUUGCUCCCAUACCAAGAGAUGAUCAGGAACGCAGUGAUAUGUAAGACUGAUGGUCCAGCUUUAAACAUUCAUACGAGAGUCCCUGCUAUUACCUAAGAAUUAUUAUGAUUUGAAGUAUUACAGCUGAUUAUGUAGUUUAGAAGAAUUAGCCCACUUUUGAAGACACACUUAUUUGAAAUAAAACGACCACUAAUGGCCAAUAAGUUUUGUAAGACAGAUAAUCUCACAUUGUUGGAACAGGUCUGCGUACGCCUUACGACUUAAUUGGGUCCAAAUAACAAAAAAGAUUCAUAUUGGUAGUCAUGACAGUCCAAUAUUUUUGCAUACUAAUUAAAAAUAAGGUCUCAAUGUUGAAUUUAUUCUUGAAAAGCAAAAACAAACACAUACAGACAGUCCUUUUAUAGGCAGAAUGCUACAGCAGGCAUACACAAAUUGUUUUAAAAGAAAGUACAAUUAAAGACAAAUACUUUACAUGGCCGAAUUUUACUUUUUUUAUAUGUCUACAGAUGUGAGGAAUUGUCAUUAAUAAAAUAAAUUGUCUGCU